AUGUCAGUUGAGGAUUAUUCUAAGCAAAUAUUUGAAGCAAUAAACAAACUAAAAAUAACAGAUUAAGAUAUCACCCAGCACCAAAGAUUAGGAUCUUUCUAUGAAGUUAGUGAUUCGCCAUUAGUCUCACCAUCCCGCGAGAAAAUUUUUGUUGAUGACUUACAAGAUCAUUGGAUGAAGAUGAAUGAAUUAGAAAGUGAUCAUUCUUCUAUUAUGGAGUAAAGUUACGAGGAAUAAUAUGUGCCUUCUAUGAUCAAGAAAUCAAAGACUAAUUUUUAAAGUGGUAAAAAAACUCCUUUCGAAAUUGAGUAAGAGCUAUUAAGUGAGCUCUCAUUGCUAGAAAAGUAAGACAGUGAUAGACAUAAAGGUAUACAACCAUUUCACGAAGAUUAUAUUAAUAGUGAUUCAAGAAAAAUAACAUAAGAUGCUAUUGAUCGAAUUUUCGACAUUAACUUCAACGUUAAUGACGACUUAUAAAAAAGGUUAGAACAUAAGAAAAAUGAAUUGAGAAAUGGAGCUAAAAUGAAUUAAGGCAUAAGGCAGAUAGAUAUGAAUCAGUAUAAUGUUGAUGAUAUUAUUAUGGGUAAAAGUGGUAAGAAAAUUAACAACUACCUAAGUACAGAUAAUAGUGAAUUAGAAGCCCCAUACUCUCAUUAUGAAUAUAAAGCUUUUAACUAAUAAUUUGGCCUAUAAGAAAAUUAAUUGACAAAAGAGACGCCUAGAUUCAUGGAAGAGUCAGGAAGACCUACAAAAAAACUAUCUAAUAUAGGAUUGGAUAUGAAUGAGCUAAAGUUAAGUUCAAAGAUACUGAACUAUGAAUAAGCAGAUCAAGAAGAUUCCAACCUAUUAAAUUCACCAGACACCUCGAUAUAUGAUACUAAGCUAAUUUAUGAUACGAGCUAAGUUAAAGCUCAAACUCCCUUGUAAAGUCCUGGACCACGAAGAAGAAUACACUUCAACUAAGGCUCAUUUGAUAUGAGAGGAAUAAAUCUGGGUUAUUCUUAAGAUAAUACCUUAGAUUAGAUAUCAUCAAUUGAUGAUAAUAGUAUAUGUAGAGAUAUAGACAGAGCGAAAUCUGAAAAUCGAAUUCCAAUGUUUAAUGGAAUGUUUUCACCAAGCAAUGUAACUAGUGAAAGAAAUACUAUUUAUCAAGGGAAUCAGUAUUUAAGAAGAGAUAUGCAGGCUGAUGCCGAGGAUAAAUACAGUGAUAAGACUAUGCAGUCAGUUUUUAAUUAAUUCCAAAGUAAUAAUACUAGUUUUGUUGGAAUCAAUCACCAUUCAGAUAAUGACAUCACUAAUAAGAUGCUCAAGGAUUUCUACUAGCACUCAGGCAAAAAGAUUAUGAUAGUUGAGGAAGAGAUUGGAGAUAUUGAUAUCAAAAUUGAGUAUAACGAGUAGAAUAAUUAGGAUAUUUAUGAAUGGAAUAAAAUUGUUAAUGAGGCCAAAGAUAGCCUUCAGAAAUCUUAAGAUAUUCAACUAAGUCAAAGUAAAUCUUAGACUGGCAUCACUAACUAAAAUCAGAGUAAUAUGGAGAAGACUAAUAUCUCCAAUAAUGCAUAGAAAACAUAUCUAAGACAUUUAAUUAAAAAGAAGCCUCUGGAUUAAGAUGAUCAGCUAAUUAACUUCACAACUUUAUUAGGAAUGAAUGGUAAUUCUGUCUCUACUUACUCAAAUAAACUCCUACUUAAUACAGACAGUCAUUAGUUACUAGAAGAUUGCAUCAUUUUUCUGGUUCUCAUUGGUAGAAAAAACUUUCAUACUUAUUUGCUUUCUGAUUAAGAGGCUAAUAGAUAAAGAAUUCUCUAUUCUAAUUUACUAAAGAAAAAUGAAAGUCAUGAGGCAUAUUUUGGCCUAGCUAAAAUAUACUUCUAUUUAAAUAAACUAGAAUAGGCUUAUGAUUUUAUUUGUAGAGCAAUUUAAAUGAAGUAAAAUGAUGGUCUCUACUAUCUAUGGCAAGGAUUUAUACUCUAUUAUUUGGUUUCUUAUUCAAGUAAUAGAUUAAAGAAAGAGGAAUAAGUAUAAAAGGUUAAGAAAUAUCUCAAAGAAUCUGAGAGAGCAUUAAACAAAGCCCUUAAAUUAAAUAAUAAAUCAGUAGCUAUAAUGUAUCUACUACUUAAAUUGAGUGUCUGGUCUGAAAAGAAUAAAAAGAAGUAUAAAUAUUAAUUUUCAAGGAAAGGGUAGGAUUAUGCUCUUAAAAUCUAAAAGUUAGAUUCAUAUAUGGGCUACAUGGCUUGGGCUGAAAUAUAUAUUAGCUAAAGAGAAAAGAGAUAAUUAGGUAUAUAAGUAUUACUUGAUCUAAUCAAAGAGCAUAACGAGAGGCCUCAAGCGUAUUUAAAGCUAUGGUUUAUUUACAAUCUUAAUAACAAUAACUUGAAAGCACUAGAAUUAGCUGAAAAAUUGUUUAUCUAUGGAACAGGUGUAAUUUAGACUGCAGAAGAUUAAGAUGAAUCAAAAGCAUCUCCAAAUGUGGCAUCGAAUAUAGUCUUAUUCAGAUCCUGCCUAAUAACUCUGCUCUAUGCAAAAAGUUUAUUUAAGAGCUAAGAACUAUUUAGAUGCUAUGAACUACUCUAAAACUAAUUUAUGGCAUUCCCUUGGUUUUUCUCUUUAUUAUACGCAUAUGCCAAGUACGUCAUUGAAUCAGACUAAAUUAAUUAUCUUGGUUCUGCCAUUGGGGCAUUGGAAGAAUGUUUGAGAAGCUAAGUCAAAGAACGACAUUCUAAUAUCAACUACUAUUUAGGCAAGGGAUAUUAAAAAAUGAAAUAGCCUGUCAAGGUGUUUGAAUAUUGGAAAUAGUACUUGAUAACAAGUCGAUCUAAUAGAGCAAAUCAAGAUAAAAAGAAAGAUGCAUAAUAAGCAAUUGAGGAAUAUGAAGAUUUUUGCCUAUUGAUUUAGAGAGUGGAUCACUAGAUCAAAUAACAAUAAACAACUAUGAACAAGUCAAGGAUUAACAUCAUAGAUCUUGAUGGAGAGAGAUACAUUGAAUAAUUGAAUAGCUUUGCCUCGCUAGAUGAAUAAACUAAAAUGUUAUAUAGAGCAAAAAUUUUCGGUUUUAUGCUAAAAGACAGGGUGAAGGCAACAGAACAAUUUGAAAAGCUCUUAUAGUAUUAUCCUACAUUUUUAGAGGGAUAAUUAUAGUACUGGGUUUAUCUAAAAUCAAAUAAGCAAUAUCAAUAGGCUUUGAUAGUUGCUGAAAGAACUAGUUAAUCGUCUGAGAGCACUAAAAUACCAACAAGUCAAUGGGUGGAGGCUCGAUUUAACUUGUCUAAAUCAUACCUUAUUGGAAAGCAAGUUAAAAAAGCUAUUGAUACUCUCAAAGAGAUUUGUUAUCUGCUCCCUCCAUUUCCUAUUGAAGAAUUGCCUUUUAUAGAUUCAGUAUUAUAAGCAAAGGAUGAAGAUAUAAUUUAAAGAAUGGAUUAAGAUAAUGAAGGUAUUACACUAAGAACACCUAAAGAUUUAUAAGAUGAUAAAAACUAUUUCUCAUUUGCAGUAGAAGGUUAAACUAGUCAUAAAAAAUGUGAAUCUAUUCAAAUUGUUUAAGUAGAUGAAUACAAAGAAUAAGAGGAGCCGAAUUAUUUUAAUGAAUAUCGAGAUUGUAAAAGGAAUCUAAUGGUUAUGUAAUCUCUUGAUUCCCCGUUUGUUUUAAGUUAGCAGGUUGAAGUUCUAGAAUUAGAGGAUAUUGAAGAGGGCAGAGCUACUUCUUAGUUUGGCCAAGAGAAUUUUUAGCAGCCAUAAAGAUCAAUUGCAACUAAUGAUCAAAAUUCAGAUAAGAAAUAGCAAUAGACUAAUACGAUAGAAGUUCCUACCCCUACACGAAAUAUGAAUUACCUAUAGAUGGAUAGUUAGAAGUCUAUACUUUCAAGCAAAAAAAGCUUUAAUUAUGAUGCUUUUAUGAAUAAUGCGUUCACAAAUAUACCUUCUAAUACUCAAAAACCAUCUAAUGCCUAAAUGAGCUCUGCUAGAAAGAGAUCAUCAAGAUUUUCUUUUAUGAAUAAUAGUACUAAAAAAAGCAUAGUAGGAAUAGAAGGGCUUUUAAGUUUUAGAAAUGGAAUUAGAGAAUCUUUAGCCUCAUAAAAUCUAACAACUUAAGAGGAUUAAAAAAGUGUAAUGGAUAGCGAAGGAUUUGCAGUAUACUCAAGCGUAAUAUUCUUAUUUUAAAUCGGUAAAAUCGCUGCUGAAACCGGAAAAUGCCUUGAAGAUGGAUUUAAUGCUCUAAAUGAUUACCUAUCAAUAAUAGAGUAUUAUAAGCUAGACAUGCCUGAGCAUUCGUUUGAUAAGCUGAAACUCAAAGCAAAUUAUUAUCAGGGAUUAAUCUUCUACAAAGUCAAAGAUUAUGAAAUGGCUUAGUAGUACUUGGCAGAUAUAAUGAUAGACUUGAGAGAUAAAGGAUUCUAGAAUAAAUUUGAGAAUGCUUAGAAUAAACUUGCUAAGAUUUACAGAAGACUAAGGAGAGAAAUUAUCACUGAUUACUUUAGAUGA
Messenger RNA from Stylonychia lemnae, 4476 nucleotides. The record is from the annotation of a GenBank genome assembly. NCBI's taxonomy places the organism in Eukaryota, Ciliophora, Spirotrichea, Sporadotrichida, Oxytrichidae.